Messenger RNA from Dendronephthya gigantea, 799 nucleotides. RefSeq lists its product as uncharacterized. The record is from RefSeq and is a predicted model, not a curated record. The transcript is spliced from 2 exons. Bases 77 to 799 code for a protein of 240 amino acids. Lineage: Eukaryota; Metazoa; Cnidaria; Anthozoa; Malacalcyonacea; Nephtheidae.
AUAUAUAUACAAUUCUGCCAGCCUAAUUUUUGAUCUUGCCAUAGAUCUACAGUAGCUGUAACAAGAUAUUGUAGACAUGGAUGAGAUUGUACAACUACUUCAGAAGUUACUUCCCCAGUUGUCAGUAGAUUUGAUUGAGGUAACAAAAGAUAAAUUGAUUGGGAUGGGAGUUGAUAGUGUUGAAGAUCUACAACUUCUUCAAGAGCAAGAUUUGACUGAUGUGCUUAAACCGAUACAAAUAAGAAAAUUAUUGCGGCAUUGUGGGGCAGCAAAAGCCUCUGUUGCACAAAUAACUAUGCCUGCAUUGCCCUCCUGGAAGGACACUUCAAACACGACACCAGUGAAUAGUAACACCAGUUCACUUAAUUCACCAUGUUCCGGACGAAAUACUCCAAUUCAGUUUGAUGAUAUUGAUAUCCAAUCAGAUAAUGAUAGUGCAUCUGGAGGGAAGACAAGUAACUACUGGAUCAAUAAUUUCCAAAUACCCUGGAAUAAAUUUCCUAAAUCUUUGCUCGAUGCCUGUACCAGUAAGGUACGACCAACACCGCGUGAUAGACGUGAGAUGGUACGAAUAAUAUGUGAUGAUAUUAAAAUGCACACCUCACUUCCUGGAAGAAGAAACCUGGCCCGUAUUGCCGAAAUGAUGGUAUCCAAGUACAAGGAUUCAUUCUGUGACACUAUUGGUGAUACUGUUAUUGGUUCGGGUUACGAAUCGCUGCGAAAACAACUUGAAGAAAAGAUGGCAAACCUAAAUAGAAAAGCUGGCAAAGCUAUUGUAAAGUUGAGUGUUCCAGGAUGA